Strigops habroptila (Kakapo) is the source of this 6818-nucleotide messenger RNA. RefSeq names its product solute carrier family 16 member 10 (gene SLC16A10). Gene Ontology annotation, biological process: transmembrane transport. Gene Ontology annotation, molecular function: monocarboxylic acid transmembrane transporter activity. The record is from RefSeq and is a predicted model, not a curated record. The transcript is spliced from 6 exons. Bases 221 to 1816 code for a protein of 531 amino acids. Lineage: Eukaryota; Metazoa; Chordata; Aves; Psittaciformes; Psittacidae.
GGACACGGACGGGCGCGCGUGUGUGGGGCUGGACGGGCGCGAGCGGCGAGGCGGCCUCGCUCGAGCGCGCGCACACGGACGGACAAACAGAGCGAGCGCCGCGGGAUGCCCGCGGCGAGGGGCUGAGGGCGGGCGGGGGCCCAGAGGUCGUGAGGAGGAGGAGGAAGGCGGGAGCGGCGCGCGGGGAGGGUCUCGCGUCCGCUCCGCGUCGCGGCUGAGGAUGGCGCCGGUGAGCGAGCAGCUGGAGCCGCAGGGCGCGGGGGACCCCCCCCUCGCCGCCGCCGCCGCCCCCCGGCCCGGCCCGCCAGCGGCAGCGGCGGCGGCGGUAGAGCCGCGGCGGGAGAACGGCGGCGAGUGCUGCCCCGGGAGCGGCAGCCCGGCCGCGCCGAGCGGUGAGAGCGGGGCCCAGCCGCGGGCGGCGGCGGAGGCCCCCGUGAGUUCGGGGUGCCCCGGGAACGCGGGGCCUGAGCCCCCCGAGGGCGGCUGGGGCUGGGUGGUGAUGCUGGCCGCCAUGUGGUGCAACGGCGCCGUCUUCGGCAUCCAGAACUCGUGCGGGGUCCUCUUCGUCUCCAUGCUCAAGCUCUUCGGCGGCGGCGAGGACAAGCAGCUGACGUUCAAAACAGCAUGGGUGAGCUCUCUUUCUAUGGGGAUGGUCUUCUUCUGUUCUCCAAUAGUCAGCAUAUUCACAGACCUGUUUGGUUGUCGAAAAGUAGCUGUUAUUGGAGCUGCAGUAGGGUUUGUUGGACUCCUUUCAAGUUCUUUUGUAAGCACCAUUGAACCUCUGUAUUUCACCUAUGGAAUUUUAUUCGCCUGCGGCUGCUCAUUUGCCUACCAGCCGUCCUUGGUCAUUCUGGGGCACUAUUUCAAGAAGCGCCUUGGACUAGUGAAUGGCAUUGUCACUGCAGGCAGCAGCUUGUUCACCGUGUCACUGCCCUUCCUCUUGAGAGUUUUGAUCGAUUCUGUUGGUCUAUACAACACCUUGCGGGUCCUGUGCAUCCUUAUUUUUAUUCUGUUCCUGGCUGGCUUUACAUACAAACCCCUUGUUUCCAACACCAAAGACAAAGAGGGAGGAAAGAAGGGAAAGUUCAGAUUUCCUCCUGAAAAAAAGAUUUGUAAUUUCUCAGUUUUCAAAAUUCUCAGUUACCGAAUCUGGGCUUUUGGGAUCCCAGCUGCACUUUUUGGAUACUUUGUGCCUUAUGUUCACUUGAUGAAGCAUGUAAAAGACAGAUUUGGUGACAGCGUGCCAGAAGAAGUGCUUCUGCUGUGUCUGGGCAUUACUUCAGGAGUUGGCAGAUUGAUCUUUGGCAGAGUUGCAGAUUAUAUUCCUGGUGCAAAAAAAGUUUAUUUACAGGUGGCCUCGUUCUUCUUUAUUGGCCUAAUGUCUAUGAUGAUUCCACUGUGCAAUGUCUUUGGAGGUCUCAUUGCUGUCUGUCUCUUAAUGGGCCUGUUUGAUGGGUGCUUCAUAUGCAUUAUGGCUCCUAUUGCCUUUGAGCUUGUUGGGCCUCAGGAUGUCUCCCAGGCCAUAGGAUUUCUACUGGGACUCAUGUCAAUACCUAUGACAGUUGGACCACCCAUUGCAGGUUUGUUGCAUGAUCACCUCGGCAGCUAUGAUGUAGCCUUCUACCUGGCUGGAGUCCCUCCCAUUGUUGGCGGAGCUAUUCUAUGUUUCAUCCCCUGGGUCCAUGAACGGCAGAAGUUAAAAGACAGAGCAAAACCUGUUGAUGGAGAAACUACUGAGAAAAUGCUGGAAAAUGAAAGCACUUUGGUGUCGGGCACUACAGAAAAGCCAGUCAAAGAAAUGGAAUCUGGGUUUUGAUGCUUUCUUUUCCUGUACCAGCCUGGCCACCUUCUGCUGAAGCUAGAUUUGUACUUUUUGGCUGAAGAUACUAUAUGAUGCUGAAGAAGUCUUGAACUAUUGCUCAAAUAGCAAAACUACUAUAAGGGGGUUUUAUACCAUUGAACUUCAUUGAUGAGUCGUUGAGUUUGAUUUCAAGCCACAUUUUCAAGGUAUUUGAAGUUUUGUAGCAUUAGUGUGUACAUGCGUAGUGAUUCUGUGUGUGAAGAGAAUAUUUUUCUAAUUCAUCAGAACCUGUUUCUGGGAGUGCGAAAGCUGGUUUUGGUUCACUGACCCAGGAUUCUUCAAUAACGUUCAUGGUCCAUCCAAUGCAGGCACAGCCGUGUGUGUUCAUACUGGAAAGCUCUGAUGACUGAUGUCUUUUUUGAAGUUUCUCAUACUGUUUUACAGUCUUUUAUAAUUCUGUAUCAUGAAUACGCAUAUCUUUAAUUCCCUUAACUCUUGCUGAAAUCAUCUUGCAUUAGAAAGCUAAAUUAUGAGCCAUCUGUUUAAUUUCCUCUAAAUAGCCUAGCCUGCUCAGUUUGCUUAAACACUCGCCUGCUUUUGCAUUUGCCUUUUCACAGUAGCCCAAACAAAGAACAUUAAGGAUGGAUUUUUUGAUGGGCACAGGUUUUGAAUGUGUGCAAAUGCAGCUCCGAGUGCAAACACAUUCAGAAGUAAAGCUGCUGAAUGAUAGGGGUUUUCUUAUUUGUUGAAGGCAAUACUAUUAAUGUAUAUGUGUAUGUUUGUUUUCAGCUAAACCUCAGAAGAGCUGACAGUUUGGAAAUUGUACUGACAGUAAGACUUUGGAACAGUAUUGUGAAUUAGUCUAAAUUUCAGAUGAUUCUGUUGCACUUGUUACAUUUAUUUUUUUUAUUCUUAAAACCAAGACAGCUUUAAAGGAUACAUUCUAAGUGCAAUAAUAAGUUGUUUUUAAUGUGGAAAUAUACACAAGCUGUUAAAAUGACAUUCAGCAAUUAAAGAUUUUUGCACUAAGUGAACAUGCAGGUUUGUUAUAGGUCUUUAUAGCUGUGUUCAAUUGCAUGUAGGAUGUAGCACCAUAUUUUGUUCACGUAUAAAAUGUCUUUGCGUGUCCUACUUCUUGCUUAACAUGCUAAACAUAUGGCCCUGUUACUUACCUAUGUAUUCUUGGGUAUUAUGCACUGUUUUUUAAGCAGGUAUUUCUGAAAAUCUCUUUGAAAAAUAUAUGAAAGCAUAAUAUUUUGAGAUGAAAACACUGCUUUUCAGUUUAUCAUCAAACACUUCCAAGCACAUUGUUUAUUUGUGGAUAUGGAUCAGCAAUGCAGUGGAAUACAUAAUCAUUCUUUACUUCAGGUCUGUUCAAUAUGAAUAACUUUUAUUUUCUUUUUUAGAUAUGUCAUAGCAAAGAGUAAACUAAAUGUGAUCUGAAGACAAAAUGCACAUUUAAGUGCAUUUUCUUAAUCAACAACAGUAGCUGUUCUUUACAUAAACCACGGACGCAUACUGUUUUAGAAAUGAUUUUUAUUGUCCUUUCUAUUUUUAUUACUUUUUUCUUUUUCCAGAGUUGUAGUAAAAUGCUCAGAAGACCCAUGUACAUUUGUGAUAUAAAACACUGUACUAGCAAUACUAUUACAUAGAAUGUUUACAUCAACUUAAAGUUCUUUAAAUAUAAUCAUGAAAAGCAUCCUAAUUGUUGCAGAUCAAAACUCAUGCCUUUUAUAUACUGCAGAAUUUUAAUCCCUGCUUUACAUGAGAGAACUGAAUCUUAAAAUUUUAGAUGCAUAUGGGAAGGACUUGAACAUAGGAAAAAACACCAAACCAAUCUGUAAAAUUUACUUCGUAAGUACUUCCAAAAAUGUCAUUAAAAUAUUCAUACUAUUAAUUAAAAUGGCUAUAAAAUGCUGUAUUCAUUACAAAAAAUGAUGUUAACAGCCUAUGCUGUUCUUGUCUGGAGUAUUUCUGCAGAACAUGUCAUUCAGUAUUAUCUAUUUGGUCAAUGCAGGUGUUGAGUAAAUGUGGUAAAAGCCUCUUGUUUCCUAUUGUUUUGUUACGACAAAUAAGCGUUUAUCACAGAUCUUACAUUUUGUGUGUUUUAGCGUUGAGUUUUUAACCAAAAACAAGGCUGCUUUUUAGCACUACUGCCGUUGGAAAUCAUUGUGACCAGAUAUCUUGAUGUAAUUGUGGCAUCUUCUUGACUUGCUGCUCUAUAUCUAUAUAAAUUAUCUGGGAGGGAAUCUAAAAUAAUUGUCUUAGAAAUGAUACAGAAAUAGUAUAAUGAUAGUAUGAAUUUAUUAUUGCCAUAUGCUUUUAAAAUGUAUCUACAUAAAAAUCCAAACUCAUAUUUAAGUAAAAAUGUAAAUUAUGCUCACAAAUAUGAAGGACAGCAUUUAAACAAAGAAAGAAAAAAACCCAAACCGAACCCCAGAGACUCCAGGAAGAGGGUACUACAGUGAGUGAAUAGAUGUUUAGGACUGGUUACUAUGUUAAAAACAGCUAGUGACGGGGAUGUCAGGCAAGAGGGAAGCAGAACUAGGGAUGAGGAAGCUAUGCUGGUGUGCUGAUGUAGGAAUAAUGAACCUGUUUCUGAUGCCAGUGCUUGUUUUACAAUGGUGCUAAAAGUGAAAAGGUUUGCGGGGAAAAGAAGACUUUUCUGAAGAGGUUAAAAAAAGAAAGAUUGAUGCAUGAGAAUUCCAUUAGCAUCUUUAGUGUUAGCUUGUAGCUGUGGGGAAAAUGUCCAGUAGAAAUGCUCUUUAGUGGGCACAAGCAUACGAAGAUUGUAUCCUAAAGCUGGAUAAGAUGCUGUUAAAAUGAAAGUAAAUUUCAGCUUAUUAGCAGCGAGGCUAACUGACCACUGAGAAACUUACUUAGAGAUAUACUGGAUUCUAUAUGCCCUGAGGUUUUAACAAUGAGGUUAGCUAUCUCCCUUUAAAAACAAACAAAACCCCAAUACAAAUAGCAACUAUUUAGUACACUUAUUAAAAAAAAAAACCAACCAACCAAAACCAAGACUGAAUAAUGUAGCAAUGGUUGCUACUUUGAAAACUAGAAGAGAAAAAGCACUGAUUAGUCGAUUUUAUUUUCAUUGAGUAUAUGUAAAUAAAUUUUUGUAACAAUUUAAUUUUAGGUGUGAAAACCUGUUCAUGGGAAACCUGUUGAACUCCUGUUUUGAUGACCUAAUUCAUGCCAGAUUUAAUCAUGUUGGGGGUAGACUCUAAAACUAGAACACUAGGUUAGUUCAAGAAAGGCCGUAAGUCAUUCAGAUGGAUCCCUCUCUUGAGAACGUUUCAUAGAGUCCUCUUUGUAGACAUUACUCUGUUUACAGAGUGGGAAAGCAAUCAUCUUUUUUCCAUCAAAUGUUCUCAGGGUAAGCUUCAGAAGAAAUUAGGUAGAAAGAGGUUCAGUUAAACUGGCAGUGUGAAAUUUCCAGCCCUACUUAAUGCUGUAAUUUAAUACACCAGAUCUUGAAACCAAGAGUAAUUUUGAGCAAGGGGUUGGUUUUACGUUUGGCUGACAUGUCUUUUCAGCAGGUAUGUGAUACUUGUAAAUACAGCUGUUCAGCAAAGAGUCUGAAAUAAUGAAAGCCAUUCAGAUUCUUAUUUACACCUGAGUUACGCAACAAUAUACAAUCUAUAAUUAAUAAAAAAAUAUUGUUGGAUUUAUUCUGGCUACAUCUUAGACCUGUACAAGUCUCAAACCAAGACUUCAAGUGAACAUACUCUUAGCAGGAAUUUAUUUCCUCCAGUUCUUUGUUCAGCAUUAACUUCUUUUUUUUCCCUAAGUAUAUUUUCAGUGAACAUUUAUGGACCUUCCUGAAUUGUUCAUUCAAGUCAGAGGCAGUGACAGCCAUUCUGUGGCCAUCCUUCAGGGUGUAUUCAGUAUCAAAUGAGAUGGACAACUGACACUUUUCUCCUUUGGCUCUUCAUGCACAAUGUCUAGGCAUAUACAUUCCCCCCUUCCAUUUGGAAACACUGGAUUGUCAAAGCUGAUGUGCACCCUAGUCAAUAUGGACAGUACUUUCCAGCCUUCCAUUCUUAAACUUCUUCCCUGCAUUAAACCUUUGAAUAGCCAUAGCCUGAUAAGACCAGGCAAGUUCCUGUGAAGUGGGAGAUGUGAGGUUGCUCAGUUCUUUGCAUCAGGUAGUACACACUGAAGGGACAGGAGGUGCUUCCUUGCAGCCUCAGAGGAUGUAUCUAAGGAUGGGAAUCAACACUACUAUCCUUAUAAUCACCGUUACUGGUCAGCUUAACAGCCAGGUUCUCAGUGUGCUGGCACAGCGCAGUUCCCUGCUUUGCUGCUUGCUGCAUGGGAGCCCAUGCAGGAGGGCUCAGCUGUCCUCUCCGAGCAGGGAGCAGAGGUGCUGCAUUCCCCUCCAGGGCGCUGGGAGUGUUAUGGAAGCUGAGUUUCAGGCAUCUGAACUCUUCUGUCAGAACUGACCCUCGCAUAUUAAGAGUGCGUGUGUAUGUGUAUAAAUACAAUGUAUUUUGACCAGGGCAUACACAAACAUUCUGCAUUUUACUAUGGGAGCUGUGGCACUGGAAUGUGGGAGGCAGGGGAGGAAAACAUAAUUCUUUUUGUUUGUGUGUUUCACUGUUGACAAGCACAGCACCACCUCAGUUCUACACAGCCCGUAAGUUACUGGUCAUGCAAAUUCUGGCAUAUUCUCUGUAUGCCUUUUAGUCUUUUUUAUAUGUGUAUAUAUAUAGUGUCAACAUUUUUAGUGUCUCAGAACUGUGUAUGCCAAGACUAGGGUGAUUUUAUACUAAAAUGUGUGCUAAUAUUGAUAACACUGUUUAUCAUGUUUAAGUAUCUUUAUAGACAUCAUAUUUUGUAUGUUGUUUUUGAUAUUAAAGGAUAUACGUUUGCUAGCCUUAACUCCAUUCUUUAAAGAUCUGCUUUGUUAGAAGGGUGAGAAAUGUCUCCUAUUUCUCAUGGUGCUAAAGUAACUGUGAUCAGUCUUCAAUUACUUGGAAUAAAGAUGGUGGUUCUUAAGUGCCCCGUUUGU